UUCUUAUUACUAUUUGCUUUUCAAAAUACAUACAAAUUUGGGGAAUAUUUUGCAAAAAUAUAUUUUAAAAGGGUGAUUGGAAAAUUAAAACUAUAGAAUAUGGAGGUGCAUACCAAAGUGUUACUUGUAACAGCUAAUGUUGGUAGUUUGUUUGAAGAUCCAGAGGGACUUCUUCAGACAUGGUUACACGAAUUUCUUUCCAAGGUAUCGGACAUUCAACCACAAUUUUUAGCUUUGCACCUUCAAGAAGUGGGUGGAAAAACUUACGAGAAAUCAAUGGAGCACGUGCAAGAAUUUAUCAGAUGCUUGUGUGAUGCCAGUGUAAUGGCGGCUUAUUUCUCCGUUCAAGCAUAUAUGGAUGAAGAUUUUAAGUCUGCUGAACACUUUACGGCCCUUGGAAGUAUCUACUUCGCUCACGAAGACAUAGUGUCUUUGAAAAUAUGGAAUUUUACAACUCAUAGCUGGGAAGGCAAAACGCAAGAAGUUAAAGAUAAAAACAUAUAUUGCGGUAAUAUUGAAUCCAUUGCAACAAAGGAGAAGUCUAAAUUCCCGCAAAACUAUUUUCCGGAAUGUAAAUGGUCUCGGAAAGGUUUUAUGCGCACACGUUGGGAAAUUAAUGGUACUGUGAUCGAUCUAGUCAAUAUCCAUUUAUUUCAUGAUGCAUCCAAUUUGGCUGCAUGUGAAAAUUUUCCAUCAGUAUAUUGUAAAACAAGGAGAAGAGCAUUAGUUCAUACGAUUGAAAGAUUUCAUUCGGAUAAAGAGAAUUGUUCAGUACCAUACUUCCUAUUUGGCGAUUUCAAUUUUAGAUGCGAUACCGAAGGCGUCGUAAAAGAACUAACCAAAAACCUGAAUGCCUAUCGUUCGGAAAAUAGUAAAAAUGAAAACAAUAAAGUUCAUUAUCGAAAUUCCAUUGGAGACACCGUACUUACUAUAGGAAAGAAGGAAUUUAGCCAUGUCGAUCAUCAAUUGAAGUUUAAGGAAGAUUGGCUCAAGAAAUACGACAGAGAAUUGGAGCCAUUUAAGGAUAUUCUAGAGGAAUUUCCGAUACAUUUUGUUCCGUCUUAUCCUUUUGAAGAGGAUCCACAAAUGCCCACGGACUAUAUGUCAACUCGUUGUCCGGCGUGGUGUGAUCGAAUUUUAAUGUGUCCCCAAGUUAAGGAAAUUACCCAGAUUGAUGAUUCGAAAUAUGGCAUGAUUGGAGAAUCUGCGUGCAUGGGAGAUCACAAGCCUAUUUACUUAAGUGUCCGUCUAAAGCCAAACAAAGGUACUUGUAGAUCUUGUGUUUGCACAUAUAAACCGACUUAUGAAAAAAGCGAAAACAGCCCAACAUCACCUUUACCCGCAGUUAAAAAUACAGAUCCCUAUUCCAACAAAUUGUUUGGGGAAAUUGUGUGCGAAUGUAAAAACAUACCUAGCAGUACAAAUCUUACUAAUGUAACCGAUGUACGUAUUUUAUUCGACUCCCCAAAAGAAAUUCAAAGUGAAAAUAAUGUAAGAGCUACUCCCGCAAAUUCUCCGAAUAUAACUAUUAAUUUAAUUGACUCUGAUAAUAUCUGCGUGUGUCUGUAUGCACACUUAUCUAGUAAAAGCUUACAAUUUGACGAUCAAAGGAAAAGAACUGAUGCGAUAGAGUGCGUCAUGUGCCGGAGUAUAAGAAAAAUAAAGACAUCCGCGUACCAAAACAAUAUUUUUUCGGAGCACCUUUUGCUCGCCCAAGAUCGCCCAAUAAUCAGUCCUAUCGAUCAACUGCAUCUUCACACAGCUAUUGAAGAUCUGCAUGAUGGUCCAUAUACUCCAGAAAGCAAUGAGUCCCACUCACCUUAUGCGGAGACUACUAGCACAUGUACGUCAGUCUCAAACCGAAUUCUCAAUCCAUUUGAUCAUAGACUGUCACAAGACAGAUACUUAGAAAAUACUUCGGCUGACGGAAAGCCAGCAAUAACAAUCAAUGUUGACUCAGACAUAAAACCGAGAGGGGCUGUAACUCCUGACCAACUGAAGUCUAGGUUAGAAAAUUUGGAGAAGUUAUCAAAACGUUCUUUGGGGGGUGACGAAAAUUUUGUUCGGGAAGGUGAUGUUGAAAAUGUAAACGAGUGCUCCUCAAAUGAUAAUCCAUCUCGAAUAAGACGCACCUCGAUUGCUAUCCCUAUGUGUUGUAACAUUAAUUAACACCAGUUUGUUUUUAUAGUCAUUUUGUUUAAAAAAAAAAGUGUUCCAAGGUCAACUCUGCUUUUGGA
Drosophila subobscura is the source of this 2237-nucleotide messenger RNA. It is a transcript of the gene 5PtaseI, whose product is annotated as inositol polyphosphate-5-phosphatase A. Gene Ontology annotation, biological process: phosphatidylinositol dephosphorylation. The record is from RefSeq and is a predicted model, not a curated record. Gene Ontology annotation, molecular function: inositol-polyphosphate 5-phosphatase activity. The transcript has 8 exons. Lineage: Eukaryota; Metazoa; Arthropoda; Insecta; Diptera; Drosophilidae. Bases 100 to 2169 code for a protein of 689 amino acids.